GGCCCAAGCGAUCCGCAGUUUUUUGAUCCCAUGGAAGUUCCCAAAGAGAUGAAGGCCUGGAGGGCCCAUGCCUAUGGCGCUGAGGGCAAUCCCGCGGACACCAUCGGCAAGAUGACUCUGGAUACGAUUCCAGUGCCCGAGCCUAAGAAAGGCCAAGUCUUGGUGAAAGUGGAGCUGGCUGCGGUGAACCCCAUCGAUUGGAAGUUAUUCAGUGGAGGCCUCCAUGGCAUUUGCCCGGUGUCUUUUCCCUAUGUCCCAGGCUUCGACCUGUCAGGCACCGUGGCCAAACUGGGCGAGGGUGUCACCGACUUGGCAGUGGGCGACGAGGUCGUCGUGGACCUGGGCCUCUGUGAGACCUGCUGCACAGACACCCCCUGCGGCCCGGCGGGCGCCUUCGCAGAGUAUGCGCUGGCGCUGGCAGAGACCGUGGCGAAGAGGGAUGGAUUGAGUUCCAAGGACGUGGUGGGUCUUCCCCUGGCAGGCCUCACAUCCUACCAAGCCAUUUUUACCGGUGCUGCUCGCGACUUCUCUGGGGCAGAGCUCGGAAAGUUGGAAGCCGGGCAGAAGCUGCUUGUGUUGGGUGGCGCUGCUGCCACGGGGGCCAUUGCAAUUCAGUUGGCAAAGAGCGCAGGCGCCUAUGUCGCCACCACCGCCAGCCCCAACAAGACGCCUGAGGGAAUUAGCAAGAUUGACUACAUGAAGCAGUUGGGUGCGGACGAGGUCAUCAACUACAAAGAAGCCGACUGGGCUGAGGCCCUGGCGGGCAAGGACUACGACCUGAUCUACGACUGUGUGGGGACGCCUGAGGACUGGCCCAAGGCCGCGAAGGUCUUGAAGAAAGGAGGCAACUUUGUGACGAUCGCCAACUUCGGUGAGGCGAAGAGUACAGAGGAUCACAGCUUCAAGGUAUUCCUGAUUAAGUCCAACAGCGAUGACCUCAAAAAGUUGAUUGCGUUGGUGAAAGCUGGAAAGCUGAAGGUGCCCGUGGACAGCAUCGUCCCCUUCAGCGACGUGCAGGCAGUGCUGAGCAAAAGCAUGGGCUGGGCCUCGGCCGGAAAGCUGGUCAUCCAGGUUGCCUGAGCACCUCUCACCAAAGCCAAAGCUGGUGUGAGGCUGAACUUUUGACUUUUGGACCAUUAAAAAAACCUUCCACCACUUUGUGGUGUUUUUUUUCUGAGGAAUCCUGGUUACUUUGAUGUGGUUGACUGUUUGAUCCAUGUCCAUGUUGAUUUUCAGUUGGAUUUUCAACCAUUUAAUGCUGCGAGCGACGGGGGGCCGUUGGUUGGAUGGACCCAACAAGGAAACGUCGCGCUGCGGUACCCACGACUGUGCUGUAAAGAAAGAAA
Molecule: messenger RNA, 1346 nt
Organism: Cladocopium goreaui
Lineage: Eukaryota; Dinophyceae; Suessiales; Symbiodiniaceae
Source: the annotation of a GenBank genome assembly